Messenger RNA from Trichomonas vaginalis G3, 318 nucleotides. RefSeq names its product translational elongation. The record is from RefSeq and is a predicted model, not a curated record. Gene Ontology annotation, molecular function: structural constituent of ribosome. Gene Ontology annotation, biological process: cytoplasmic translational elongation. Gene Ontology annotation, cellular component: ribosome; cytosolic large ribosomal subunit. NCBI's taxonomy places the organism in Eukaryota, Parabasalia, Trichomonadida, Trichomonadidae. The transcript has a single exon. The coding region runs from base 1 to 318 and encodes 105 amino acids.
AUGAGAUAUAUUUCCGCAUAUCUUCUUUCUGUUGCUGCAGGAAACCAGAAGCCAACAGCUGACCAAGUCAAGAAGAUUCUUGAAGCUGCUGGCGUUGAUAUUGAUGCCGCUCAACUUGAACAAGUUGUCACAAAGAUGAACGAAAAGGCAGUCGAAGAACUCGUUGAAACAGGCAAGAACGAGAUGGGUAAGGUUGCUGGUGCUGCCCCAGCUGCUAGUGCUGCUGCUCCAGCUGCCGCUGCUGAAGUUCCAAAGGAGGAAGCUAAGGAGGAAGAAGCUCCAAUGCCAAUUGGUCUUGACGAUAUGUUCGACUUUUAA